Molecule: messenger RNA, 291 nt
Organism: Clonostachys rhizophaga
Lineage: Eukaryota; Fungi; Ascomycota; Sordariomycetes; Hypocreales; Bionectriaceae
Source: the annotation of a GenBank genome assembly
AUGGCAGGUUCGGAAUUACCCACGAACGGAUCUCCAAAGGGAAAGAGUAGUGGGAAAACCAGUAUAACUGGUAAGUCGACCGCUGAUCACGGGGUAUCAUCAAGAUACCCAUUUAACUAUCAUAACAUCCUUUUUAGGAGACAACGAGAAGAGUUUAUUAACUCGUUCCCAAAUUCCAUUGCCACCAUUCAAGACGAUGACGGGGAGAGCUUCCGCAUCCAUUUUGCUGCCUUGUUCUCCCAUAAACAGGAUGCCAUCCCUCUACUUCUCCUACAUGGAUGGCCAGGUUAG